Molecule: messenger RNA, 4372 nt
Organism: Lactuca saligna
Lineage: Eukaryota; Viridiplantae; Streptophyta; Magnoliopsida; Asterales; Asteraceae
Source: the annotation of a GenBank genome assembly
GUUGACUUCCAGAUACAUUUUAUUGGUUCCCCUUUGCUCACAGCCAUAUAUGUGACAUCUUAUCUAGUUAUGGUGGAAGGUUAAACUUAACUUGGAGAUGGUCUAUAUAAUGAUCAUGGAUCAUUGAACAUUACACAUCCACAAACAAUUAAAUAUCAAACCUUUCUUUCAUGGCUCCAUACAUGAAUCACUUCAGCUUGUUGCAAGCCAUCUCCCUUUUAUACUUUUUUUUCACACUCACCUGCAUUGGAUCAUCCCUAAGCCAUGAUCAGGAAUGCUCAGCCUUGUUUCAGUUUAAGCAAAGCAUGAUUUAUCCAGAUGAUGAACCGUUUUGUGGUGCUAGUUGGUUUCAGACAUUCCACUCUUGGAAGCCCACCAUCAAUGCAUCAAAUGCUGGUUUUGAUUGUUGUUCAUGGUAUGGGGUGGAGUGCAGCAAUGACCAUGAUCAGUAUGGUCAUGUGAUUGGCCUUGACUUGAGCGGAUGCUCUCUUUGUGGGCAUAUCAAUUCUACCAGCACCCUCUUCAGCCUUGUUCAUCUUCAAAGCCUCAACCUUGCCUUCAACUACUUUUAUGAAUCUCAAAUCCCAUCUGAGAUUUCUCAUUUAAAGCAAUUAAGAAGCCUCAAUCUCUCUUAUUCUGGGUUUAGUGGCCAUGUCCCGAAUGAGAUCUCACAGUUGAUGCACUUGUCGUCUUUAGAUCUGUCAUUGAAUCCGCUAAAGCUUCAAAAUCCUUCUGGCCUCAAAAACCUAGUGCAAAACUUAACAGGACUCGAAGAACUCCAUCUCUCAUGGGUUGACAUUAGUUCUUCUGUACCUCAUUUCUUGGCCAACUUUUCUUCUUUGAGGUCAAUCACGCUAGAAAACUGUUUGCUUCAAGAUGAAUUCCCUGCAGCCAUUUUUCAGCUACCGAAGUUGAAAACUCUUGAUUUGGCAUUAAAUAUAAACCUCACAGGCACCUUUCGUGAGUUUCGUAACAGCAGCUUACUUGAACUUGUGCAUCUACAUUUAACAAGUUUUUCCGGGAUUUUACCAGAAUCCAUAAGUAAUCUAAACCAUUUGACAUCCUUGAGCCUUUCCAAUUGCUCUUUCACAGGGCACAUUCCAGGUUCACUCUCUAACAUGACACAAUUCACUAAAUUAUCUCUUGGUGGGAAUAAGUUCACAGGCUUUGUUCCUUCCUUGGUAAGUCUUUCCAAACUCAUGAUUUUAGAUCUCAGUGAUAACAGAUUUGAUAAGGGAGUCUUGCCCAACUGGCUUGGCAUGCUGGCUGAACUUGAAGAGCUGCAUGUAUACGAUACUAACAUAAACAGUAAAAUACCAGCCUUUCUUGCAAACCUAACAAAACUUAGUGUUGUUGGGAUGGGAAUAAAUUCUUUUACGGGUCAUAUACCAUCCUGGUUUUUCAACCUCACCCAACUAUCAUUUAUAGACCUUCAACGAAAUCAACUGCAAGGACCAAUUUCAAGUUCAUUUUCCAACUUUAAAAGUCUUAAAGUUUUUCAAUUUAGCUUCAAUAAUUUCAGUGGGAGUGUAGACGUAGACAUGUUCUUAGGACUCAACAAACUCGAAACUCUCGACUUAGGUCAUAACAUGAUAUCAUUAGUGGCCACCAACAAUUACACCAAUAGCACCUUACCGGAACUUAAAAACCUAGCACUGUCGACAUGUAACUUGAAGGAAUUCCCUGCCUUUUUGCGCUUCCAAAAUAAAUUGGAAAUCUUAUUUCUCGACAGCAACAAGAUUGAUGGCAUGGUACCAGUGUGGAUCUGGAACAACAGCAAAGAAACAUUACAUGCGGUUGACCUUUCACACAACUCCAUCACAGGCUUUCAACAGCAUCCUCAAUUUCUACCAUGGAGCCGUUUACAAAUUUUUUUGAUCAAGAAUAGUCAGUUACAAGGGAAGCUACCAAUUCCACCACAAACCACAGUUGUUUAUGUAGCCUCAGAUAACAAUCUGACUGGAGAAAUACCACCAUUGAUAUGUGAAGUGAAAUCUCUGCGCUUAUUACGUUUGUCUUCUAACAACAUGAGUGGAACUCUUCCUCCAUGUUUUGGUAACCUAUUCAAUUCAUUGUUGGUUUUGGAUCUGAGCAGAAAUAACUUUCAUGGCAUAAUGAUGAAUGUGUUUAUGAAUGGAAGCCAGUUGAAAUAUAUUGAUUUUAACAAAAAUCAGUUUACGGGUCAGCUACCAAGAUCAUUGACAAAUUGUACCAAUUUAGAGUUUCUCAAUCUUGGAGAUAACUCGUUCCAUGACGUCUUUCCUUCUUGGUUGGGAAAUCUUCCCAACCUGCAAGUUCUCUCGUUGCGGGCUAACAAAUUUUAUGGGCCGAUUCAAUCUUCGACAACUGUUUCCUCACAGUUCCCUAAGUUGCGGAUCAUAGACCUCUCUAACAAUGAUUUUAGUGGUCAACUGCAUCAAAACUACUUCCAAACUUGGAAAGCCAUGAAAUCAGUUUAUGAUAGCAAAUCAUCGGUUAUGGAAUCAGAUAUAACCAUUAUACCAUUCGGUACAAUAAAUACAUUCAUAACGGCUUUAUACAGUUACAGUAUGACAAUAAUACACAAAGGUGUUAGAACAAAGUACGAAAAGAUUCUAACCAUAUUCACGGCUAUUGAUCUCUCUUGUAACCAUUUUGAAGGAGAAAUCCCACCAUCACUCCAAGAUCUUCGAGGCCUUGAAUCACUCAAUCUUUCCAACAAUCAGUUUACUGGACGUGUCAUGCCAUCUUUCGGGUACCUAAAGAAACUUGAAUCUUUGGAUCUUUCCCAAAACGUGCUAUCCGGAGAAAUUCCCCAACAGUUGGUGCUACUCAACUUCCUUUCCAUUUUCAACGUGUCAUUCAACCAACUUGAAGGGCGAAUACCAAAAGGUCAACAAUUUGAUACAUUCGAAAACGACUCCUAUAUGGGGAAUCCACGAUUGUGUGGAAAACCUUUAUACAACGAAUGCCAAGGUUCAAUGCCAUCAAGGCUUCCACCUGCAAGCAAUACGUCCGAGUCCGAGUCUCUCCUCCCAAACGAACCAAUCGAUUGGAUCUUUGUAUUCUGUGGAGUUGCAAGUGGGUUGGUUGUUGGAGUUGUUAUUGGAAACUUUCUAUAUGAAAGGUAUAGCAAUCGGUUCACAAAGAGAAAGGACAGAUGGGUAAGGCCACUUCGUCACACAAGGAGAAACCAAGAUAAAAAGCAAUGAACUAGCCGCGUAAAACAUACAUUAUCAUAUAUCUCAGAAGGUAUCAUAUAUUCACAUUCAAAGGGCAAGGAGAAGAUGUAGACAAGCUUCAAGGGAUUUUAGUCUGUUAAACCAUUUAGCGUGUGUGUGUUUUAAGUGUAAGGUUGUGUUGGUUUGAACUGAAUUUCUUUGUGUUAGACUUUAAUUGAUAUAUCAUUUAGUAAGAGUCCAUUGUUUCAGUUUAUCGUUUAUGGUGGCAUGAUCAUGUUGUUUGUAAAUAGAAGAAGAGGAAAAAUGGAUAAUAUUUCACUGCCAUUUAAAACUGAGAAAUUACAGAGCUUAAAUAGGAAACAAAAACAUGAACUGAAAGAAAGAUAAAAAGACAGUUAAGACUCUUGACUUUUGUAACUGAAAAACAACUUUUAAGACUCUACUAAUGCAGUAAUUAAAGACACAUGGCAGUGAUUAUUUUGAAUCAAUUAACCAACACUCCCCCUUGAUUCAAAGUUGCAUACUCCGAGCUGCAUUCUAAAGAACUCAUGUUUGGCUUGAGGAAGAGAUUUAGUGAAUAUAUCUGUUGUCUGCUCAUUUGUUCCACAAAAACUCAGUUUAAUCUUUCCAUCAGUGAUCAACUUGCGAAUAAAAUGGUAAUGCACAUCUAUAUGCUUCGUACGAGCAUGGAAAGCAGGGUUCUUGGCCAUUGCAAUGGUUGAUCUGUUGUCACAAAAUACCUCUGUUGCAUCUUCUUGCUCAACACACAAAUCAACAAGAACUUUUCGCAACCAUAAGGCUUGUCGAGCUGCUGCGUUUGCUGCUAUGUACUCAGCUUCUGAUGACGAUAGAGCCACUGUAUCUUGCUUCUUAGAACUCCAUGUUACAGCUCCGGAACCAAAGCUGAAAACAUUGCCUGAUGUGCUUUUGCGAUCAUCUACGCACCCAGCCCAAUCACUAUCGCUGAAGCCAACCAACCUAAAUUCAGAAACUCUUGAAUACCAGAUGCCAUAAUUAUUGGUACCUGCUACAUAAUGAAGAAUCCUCUUGGCUGCACCAAGAUGCAAGUUUGUAGGGCUGUGAAGAAACCUUGAUACUACGCUAACAGGAAAAGAAAUGUCCGGUCUACUAUGUGUCAGGUAGUUCAGACCACCAACUAGACUUCUAAACACACUCGAGUUUGUUUUAUCGGAUCCAUCUUCAUGUUGUAG